GCCCCCGAGAUUACCCGACACACGAUUCGACGCUUCGACACACAGGACACAUCACUACCUUUUGCACGUUUUCACCACAUGUUCAUGAAGACAGUUAAACAAGCUGCAACUAAACUCCAAGAUCUUCAUUUGUGGUUUAACUCUGUGUCACCAACAUCCUUGUUGAAAACACUACAGCUACAGUUCCACAAGUACUGAAAGUGCUUUGCUUAAAAGAGAGACCUGGCAUCUGUGCAUCAGUACUACAAACACUGUAUGUGAUAAUACAGAAAACAAAAGGCACAAAGGACUGGCACGUCAACUUUUUAGAGAACUUAUGCAGAACAGUUGCCCCUUUUGCAAAUGAGCAGCACUCCACUGAGAUCAGUGAGAUUCUGUCAGUUGAACAGGUAGCUAAUAUUUUCAAAUCAGUGAUAACUUCAGUGCCUGAGGACAUACUGACAUCUGUAGAAAUGAUAAUUUUUGAAGCGCUGAAAAAGGUGGUGAGAAAUGUGAAAGAAUAUCUAACCAAACCAAACUCAGAAUGUAAGGGAAACGCAGUCUCAACUUUAGGCAAGAAGAAGAAAAAGAAGAAGAAGAAAAAGACAGAAAAGCAAGAAGACCUAAAUGAUAAAGUUUCCACUGCAACAACUGAUCCAACAGCAAAGGUUCCUGUUUUAGAAUCAACUUCAAAUCGAAAGCCUUUUGACUACAAGACCAAUAAAAAGUCAGAAAAACAAAACUGGCUUUCAAUCAGCAAGAGGUGGAAGGAGGAAGUGGAGAAACUCGCUGGCACAGAUGACAGUAAAAUAUCCAGAAUCAAAGGCAUUCUUUAUGUGAAUAAUGCAGACUUCAGAAUAGCGAAGGGAAGCGAUGGUACUGAAGUCUUCUUGGGGCUGAGAGAGGACGGCACAGAAGUUGCCAUUAAGAGAAUGUCUAAAAGCAACUAUGAAGUGCUGAAGAACGAAGAAGGAAUCCUACGACUCCCUGAACUCGAUCAUCCUUAUAUCGUACGAUAUGUUGAUGCUGCAGAGGAUGAGAACUUUGGAUAUCUUUGUCUGAAACUUUGUGAAUACACCCUGGAAGAAUAUAUCAAGAAUGAACGUGACCCACUGAUAUUAAAGAAACUUGUCAAACAAGUUCUUGAAAGUCUAAAGGUGCUUCACUGUGGAAAUCCUAAAAUUCUUCACCGAGAUCUCAAACCCCAGAACGUUUUGAUUGAUGUUACUGGGAGGGCAAGAUUAGCUGAUUUCAGCAUAAGCAGACGCUUACCCGAAGACCAAACAACUCUACGUACACGCAGGGCAGGAACCAGAUGCUGGAUGGCCCGAGAGACUUUAGCAGAAGAAUCUGUGAUAUCAUACAAGUCAAGCACAGACAUCCAGGUGGCAGGCAUGCUGAUCUAUUAUAUCCUCUCUGGAGGCCACCAUCCAUUUGCUGACUUGGACUUUAAAUCCUUUAAAUGUGAGUCAAACAUUUAUGAUGGGAAGUACAGUUUGGAUCAUGUUCAAGAUGUGGUGGCAAAGGAUCUCAUUGAGUGGAUGAUCAACAAAGAACCGAAGGACAGACCCAAAGUAGAAGAAUGCUUAAACCAUCCCUUCUUCUGGACUCCGAAAGAGAAGUUUGAAUAUUUGAGAGAGACCGGCAACAGAGAGGAGGUGGAAAACUGUCGAAAGGCUGAUGAAAAGCUGAUUGCUUCACUAGAAGCAUGUGCUAAUGGAUCCUUCAAACUGUGGAAAGAAAAGGUGAUUUACAGAUGAUGGGUCAAACUUAUGUAUUUCUAAGGCUACGUUCACA
This is a messenger RNA of Neolamprologus brichardi, 1776 nucleotides long. NCBI's taxonomy places the organism in Eukaryota, Metazoa, Chordata, Actinopteri, Cichliformes, Cichlidae. The record is from RefSeq and is a predicted model, not a curated record.